GUUUUGCUGGCAGGAGAAGCUGACAUUUUUAACUAAUCAAAACGGCACUUUUGCAACGCUGUCGAUAGUUUAUUUUGUAAAAUAUACUUUAAAAAUGAUAUUCUGAUACUCAUUGUGCAAAUAUAGCGUUAAUAUAGUGAUUUCCAAGCAAGUCUCAAAUGCUCUUUCUAUGUUAAAUAGUUUGUUUUGUAUACCGAAUAACAAAAUUUAUUCACGAUGUCUCGUCAUCGAAAUAUCCGGACGAUGAACUAUGAUGAAUAUGACGAUGACGAAGAUUACCAAUACAGCCACUCCGUUGAAGAUGAUUGCAUUUCGCCGACGGAUGCUCAACAGUGGAUCUAUGAUCGGGCCAAAGGCCAGCAGAGUAUGUCUGCCUUUUUAGCAAAUCAUAGAGACAUUGAGGAAGAGGACGAUGACGAUUUGCAGGCUGAACGAGAGCCUUCACAGCACGAUAAAGGAACAUUACAUCGAAGGGACUCAGAGUGCUACCAAAUGCCAGAGCUGGAAGAGGAAGAUCGCGCCAGGUUAAUAUCCUGUAUGGAGGAAAUAAGAAAUAUAGUCGGUGAAACUGUCACUGAUCGACAGAUAGUGGAGGCUGUAAUGAAACAUAAUUACGAUUUUAACAAAGCAUUGGACGAUAUUCUAAACAGUAGCGUAACACCGCCUACCUUAACUCCUGUAACGAUAGUAGUGAAAAGUGACGAGGAUCCAAUCGAAAAAGGUGUAGGUCAUCGAUUAUUCGAGAAAUCCGACAGGUUACUUGCACAAAAUACUUCAAUAACAACAAAAACUUCUCCAGUGGAUCCAAACAAGCCGGCCAUUCUGGUAACGCCGACUGCAAAAGCUGCGAGUGUAACCAUGGGGUUCGAAAUCAACAGCCCGCGCAUACAGUCCCCGUCGGUGUCUGGUCGCAACACACCCGAAAUUAGUGAGGAUGGUAAGCAGUUACAAUCGCAGCGCCCACUGGUCCGAGAAGCUCAACGAAAUGCUCAGGAACUAUUCAAUAAAGAACGAGGAGCAGAUAAACAGCACAUUCACAUGGUAGUCAUAGGGCACGUGGAUGCCGGAAAGAGUACUCUGAUGGGUCAUUUGCUGUGCGAUACCGGUUAUAUACCACAACGGGUUAUGCAUAAGAAUGAGCAGGAGAGCAAAAAGAUGGGCAAACAAAGUUUCAUGUAUGCUUGGGUUUUGGACGAAACCGGUGAGGAGCGGGAGCGAGGAAUCACGAUGGACGUUGGUAGUACACGGUUCGAAACGGCUAGUAAACAGAUCACUCUUCUGGACGCCCCAGGCCACAAAGACUUUAUACCGAACAUGAUAUCAGGAGCAAAUCAGGCCGAUGUCGCUCUACUAGUGGUCGACGCCACGAGGGGUGAAUUCGAGACUGGCUUCGAGCAGGGUGGUCAAACCCGAGAACAUGCUUUGCUGGUACGCUCAUUAGGCGUAAACCAGCUGGGAGUGGUCGUGAACAAAUUGGACACCAUUAAUUGGUCUCAAGAUCGUUUUAAUGAGAUCGUUGGCAAAUUGAAGAUUUUCCUCAAACAAGCUGGUUUCAAAGAUUCCGAUGUUGUGUACGUUCCUUGCUCUGGUUUGACUGGCCAAAAUCUAGUGAAAGAUCCGACCGAUCCAGAAUUAUUGAAGUGGUACAAAGGUCCAACGUUGCUGAGAGUCAUCGAUUCCUUCAAAACACCGGAACGUUUAAUCGACAAACCGUUUCGAAUGUCAGUGGCAGAUAUCUUCAAAGGUACUGGUUCAGGAUUUUGUAUUUCGGGUAGAAUUAUUUCCGGCAUGGUCUGUGUGAAUGACAAAGUUUUAAUAUGCCCCAGCAAAGAACAAGCGAUUAUCAAAAGCAUCUCUAUGGACGAAGUACAGUACACAACCUGUUUCGCUGGCGAUCAGGUUUCUCUUACGCUGGCUAACGUCGAAAUGGCCAACAUCGCUAUUGGAUUUCUACUCGGUGAUAUCUAUAACCCUAUUCCAUUGGCGACUCGAAUUCGCGCCCGGAUAGUAGUAUUUAACAUUAAAGUUCCAAUCACGAUGGGUUAUCCAGUACUGCUACAUCACCAGUCGCUUAUAGAACCGGCAACGAUUUGCAAGCUAAGGGCACAGUUACAUAAAGGAACAGGUGAAGUAGUAAAGAAAAAUCCUCGAUGCUUGGGAAAUAAUUCCUGUGCCCUAGUUGAUAUUGAGUUUCAGCGGCCCAUCGGUAUGGAAAAGUAUGCGGAUUUUAAAGAGUUAGGACGAAUCAUGCUUAGAGUUAGUGGUGUGACGAUUGCGGCUGGGCUCGUCACCGAUAUAGUUAAAUAAUGUUUCACGAGAAAUCUAAUUCAAACCCCUGCUUUGCAAUAAAAAUGACAAUUCAAUAAGGUUAAA
Messenger RNA from Wyeomyia smithii (pitcher-plant mosquito), 2373 nucleotides. It is a transcript of the gene HBS1, whose product is annotated as protein HBS1. Lineage: Eukaryota; Metazoa; Arthropoda; Insecta; Diptera; Culicidae. The record is from RefSeq and is a predicted model, not a curated record. Gene Ontology annotation, biological process: translation. The transcript is spliced from 6 exons. Gene Ontology annotation, molecular function: GTP binding; GTPase activity. Bases 217 to 2307 code for a protein of 696 amino acids.